UAUAAGGACAGAGCAGCUACAGGCCAAUCACAGCACAAAGCUUCUGUCUACAGCUUCUGUCAGACUCUUGAGUUCAACCUGCUGUAGCUGAACUGUUGUGUUGGUUUUCUUUGAGGAUUCAGGAUGGUGUUUGGUUUGAUUCUGAGGUUUUCAUGGAUUUGUUUCCUGCUCUUUGGCAGCAGUGCAGGUUAUCCUGCACCAAAAGGCGGUGGGGCAGCAUCUAGUCCAGUAUACAGGGCUGCUCCAGCAUACCCUGCUGCUGGGUACAUGGACUUUGGUGACGGACCUGUUCCUUACAUCGGUGCUCCUGCAGCCUCCAGCUCUGCCGGCUCUUAUGCUUACGCUGCUCCUGUAGCCUACAGCUCUGGUGAUGACGGUGAUUUUUCUCCUGGCCUUCCUUGGUCCAUGCAGCCUGCAGGGGGAGCCGACUCCUCAUUCUCCGACCCCAGCAACUGGAUGCCAUCUCGAGAGUUCCCAGACUUCAGUGUCUGGGACUCCAAUACCGAGAUGCCGCAGAGCAUGAGCGAGACUUCCCCUCUGCCCCCUCUACCCCCUCUGCCGCCUUCAUCCUACAUCAUCCAGUCUAGAAAUGGCUACCAGCGAGCACAAGAGUUCCUUUCCCACACUAAAUACUCCCCAGAGUACCCUGAACCACCAGUCUUUGCUGCUGAGACCGUCAAAGCACCACACAUGUCUCCACCAGAGGCUGGGAGCAAAGGAGGAAAGAAGGUUUAAAGAGGUGCAGCUGAUCGGCAGAGCCCUCCUGAACCUGGUUUUGGAGAAGUGAAGAAAUUUUAAUAAAUUCUUAAAAAUAAGA
Epinephelus lanceolatus (giant grouper) is the source of this 817-nucleotide messenger RNA. RefSeq lists its product as uncharacterized. The record is from RefSeq and is a predicted model, not a curated record. NCBI's taxonomy places the organism in Eukaryota, Metazoa, Chordata, Actinopteri, Perciformes, Serranidae.